Dioscorea cayenensis subsp. rotundata (Guinea yam) is the source of this 2196-nucleotide messenger RNA. RefSeq lists its product as uncharacterized. The transcript is spliced from 4 exons. NCBI's taxonomy places the organism in Eukaryota, Viridiplantae, Streptophyta, Magnoliopsida, Dioscoreales, Dioscoreaceae. Gene Ontology annotation, biological process: lipid catabolic process. Bases 623 to 2038 code for a protein of 471 amino acids. The record is from RefSeq and is a predicted model, not a curated record.
CAUUAUCAAACACACAAAGCAUGAGAUUCAUUCCUUGUUUUUAUUCUCAAACAACCCCCACCGAACUCUCUUCUCUUGUCUACUUUUCACUAAAUAUGUCUCUGUUUUUUUUAUCCUUCCAAACAAUUGUUCUUUAUUGUUAUUUUUAAAUAUUCCAGAACUUGUUAUUCACUUCCAAAAAUCCAACCUUUUUCACUUCCAUAUCUAAAAAAAUCCCAUCUUUGCAUCAUUUUCAUCAUAAAACUCUCAAUUCUUGCUACUUUCCACUGAAUCAUUUUAAGUUUUUUUCCCAAACAAUUGUUCUUUGUUCUUGUUUCAAGGUAUCCAUAACUUGUUUUUCACUUCCAAAUAUCCAACCUUCAUCACUCCCAAUCUACAACUCCCAAGUUUUUUUAUUAUUCAAAAAUCCCAGUUUUGCAUCUCUUUCAUCAUAGAACUCUCAAGUCCUGUCUACUUUUUACUGGAUCAUUCAAAGUUCCUGUUAUUCACUUCCAAAAACCCAACCUUUUUCACUCCCAACCCCCAAAUCUGAUCAUAUUUGAUCCAAAAAUCCAAUCUUUGCAUCUUUUUAACCCUAAAAACCUCAUCUUGGCCGCAGAUUUCCAUCCCCAAUGCGCCACUGAUGUCGUUAGCGUGCGGCAUCCCCUUGCUCGAGUGCGUCUACUGCCUCGCGUGUGCGCGCUGGGCCUGGAAGCGCUUAAUCCACAGCGCCGGCCACGACAGUGAGUCCUGGGGCCUCGCAUCCGCCGUGGAGUUCGAACCCGUGCCACGCCUCUGCCGCUACAUCCUCGCCGUCUACGAGGACGACCUUUCCAAUCCUCUCUGGGCGCCGCCUGGUGGCUACGGCAUGAAUCCCCGCUGUGUGCUCACCAAGAAGAACUACGAGGACACUCAUGGCCUAGCGCCGCCGUAUUUCAUAUACCUCGACCACGACCACUCUGACAUUGUUCUCGCCGUCCGGGGACUCAAUUUGGCCAAAGAGAGUGACUAUGCUGUGCUUCUUGAUAACAGGCUUGGAAAGAGGAACAUUGAUGGAGGGUAUGUUCACAAUGGGCUGCUGAAGGCUGCUGCUUGGGUGUUGGAUAAGGAGUGUGAUGUGUUGAAGGAGUUAUUGGAUUUGUAUCCUAGUUAUACUUUGACUUUUACUGGGCACUCUUUGGGGUCUGGUGUUGCGGCAAUGCUGGCUUUGGUGGUGGUGCAAAACAGGGAUAAGCUUGGCAAUGUGGACAGGAAGAGGGUGAGGUGUUAUGCUAUGGCUCCGGCACGGUGUAUGUCGCUUAAUCUUGCUGUUAGAUAUGCUGAUGUUAUCAACUCCGUUGUGCUUCAGGAUGAUUUCUUACCUCGGACAGCCACACCAUUGGAAGACAUAUUCAAAUCGCUCUUCUGUUUGCCAUGCCUGCUCUGUCUAAGAUGCAUGAAAGACACAUGCAUACCGGAACAUGUCAAGUUAAGAGAUCCGAGGCGGCUUUAUGCACCUGGUCGACUAUAUCACAUUGUUGAGCGGAAGGUGUGCAGGUUUAAGAGAUAUCCUCCUGUUGUUAAAACAGCAGUGCCGAUCGACGGGAGAUUUGAACACAUUGUUCUCUCCUGCAAUGCGACGGCAGACCACGCGAUAAUUUGGAUAGAGAGAGAAGCUCAGAAAGCACUAGAUGUGAGUGUCGUCAAGCUUUUUAACAAUGGAUUCAUUCUUGUCAUGGAUUCUGAAAACAAAGUACUGCAGUUGAUGCUUGAGAAGGAGAGGAUCAUGGAGCUCCCCGUGACGCAGAGGAUGGAACGGCAGCAAACACUUGCAAGAGAGCACAGUGAGGAGCACAAGGCUGCACUUCGGCGUGCUGUGACAUUGUCUGUGCCGGAUGCGUAUUCACCAUCAGUUUAUGGCACUUUUGAUGAGAAUUUGAGUAGGGUCACCGGGGAAGUGAGUACAUCCUCUUCAACACGGAGUAGAAUGAGUUGGGAUGAGUUGAUUGAAAGGGUGUUUGAGAAGGAUGAUUCUGGGCAGAUGGUGCCCAGGAAGUCCCCUCCCUCUGCUAGAACUUAAUAUAAGAUGCAUGAACCUUUUGGUUUACCUUUGUUGUGCCAUUACUAAAUAUGAGUUUUAGUUAUAGAAUGAAAUUUAAUUCUUGAUUAUAGAUUUUAGAUUAGACAGAAUUAUUCAAUGGAAUCAAAUGGGAGCUCUUAUGUGCCGCUUUGAUUUUA